AUGAAAAAAAAUGCAAACUCGAAAAGUCAACAUAUUGUAAGAUACAUGAUCUUGAUGUCGCCUUUUUUCUUAAUCUUCACACUAUUAAAGAUUGUUAGAUUUCCCCAAUCAAGAGAGUUGUUAGAGUUACAAUUAAAAACAAAUUCAAGAUUAUUAGUCGAAUUAAAGUUAUAUGUAAAUGAUGAUAUAACUAAAAAAAGUAAAAAUGGAAAUACUUAUGAGCCAUAUGUGAGUACUAAAGUUUUACCUUUCGGAUGCGAACAGAAAGAUCUUAAUAAAAAAUUGUCAAAAAGAAAAAUUGACAAUUUAACCAAUAACGCAGGAUUUAUUUAUGCAGACAAAAAAAAAGCAUUUAUUGCUUUUUAUUAUUAUAGUGAUUACCAAAAGGGUAAAUAUAAUAAAAUGAUAAAUAAAUUAUGGCUAAAUUUUACCAAAUCAGCAGCAAAAAUUGGAAUGUCCGAUGAAGAUAGACUACAAUUUCUAAUGGAAUGUCAUUCAGCUCUUACCCGGGACAUAGAUAAUUUAGAUGAAUCUUUUGAGAAUCGUUUCUUUUCCAUGGUUAACGAUAAAUCAUUGUUACAAUUAACUUUCAGGUUAUUCAUUUCAAGUUUUGUAAGAUCUUCUAAUAAAUUAACAAACGCAAAUAAAAAAAAGUGGACAAAAAAUUUGAAAAACAUAAUAGAUAACUAUAACACAGUAUGA
Plasmodium gonderi is the source of this 702-nucleotide messenger RNA. RefSeq names its product RAD protein. NCBI's taxonomy places the organism in Eukaryota, Apicomplexa, Aconoidasida, Haemosporida, Plasmodiidae. The record is from RefSeq and is a predicted model, not a curated record. The transcript has 2 exons. Bases 1 to 702 code for a protein of 233 amino acids.